GGCCACGUAGCUCAGCGUGUCAAAAUUUCUUCCGACAAGAGUUCACAAACAGUCGUGCGUUGGUGUAGUUUCUCCAGCGGAUUUCUCGUGUUUUAGUGUAAUUUCCAACGGACCGCCACCAUGGGGAUUAAAUUCCUGGAGGUGAUAAAACCCUUCUGCAGCAUAUUACCUGAGAUCGCUAAGCCAGAGAGAAAGAUCCAGUUCCGGGAAAAGGUGCUAUGGACUGCCAUAACACUCUUCAUCUUUCUGGUGUGCUGCCAGAUUCCCCUGUUCGGCAUCAUGAGCUCCGACUCGGCGGAUCCCUUCUACUGGAUCCGUGUCAUCCUGGCGUCCAAUCGUGGCACACUGAUGGAAUUGGGCAUCUCACCGAUCGUCACAUCUGGUCUGAUCAUGCAGCUGCUGGCUGGCGCGAAGAUCAUCGAGGUGGGUGACACGCCGAAGGACAGGGCGCUCUUCAACGGUGCCCAGAAGCUGUUCGGCAUGGUGAUCACCGUGGGCCAGGCGAUCGUGUACGUGAUGACGGGCAUGUAUGGCGAGCCAUCGGAGAUUGGAGCCGGCGUUUGUCUGCUCAUCAUCAUUCAGCUGUUCGUGGCGGGCCUGAUUGUGCUGCUGCUGGACGAGCUGCUGCAGAAGGGAUACGGCCUGGGGUCGGGAAUCUCUCUGUUUAUCGCCACGAAUAUCUGCGAGACGAUCGUGUGGAAGGCCUUCUCGCCGACCACCGUGAACACGGGCCGCGGCACGGAGUUCGAGGGCGCUGUCAUUGCGCUGUUCCACCUGUUGGCCACGCGUCAGGACAAAGUGCGCGCUCUCCGCGAGGCGUUCUACCGCCAAAAUCUGCCCAAUCUCAUGAACCUGCUCGCCACGGUUCUCGUCUUCGCCAUCGUGAUCUACUUCCAGGGCUUCAGAGUGGAUCUGCCCAUCAAGUCGGCGCGCUAUCGAGGGCAGUACAGCAGUUACCCUAUCAAACUCUUCUACACUUCCAACAUACCAAUCAUCCUGCAGUCGGCCCUCGUGUCCAAUCUCUACGUGAUCUCACAGAUGCUGGCCGUGAAGUUCCACGGCAACUUCCUCGUGAACCUGCUGGGCGUGUGGGCGGACGUCGGCGGCGGCGGCCCGGCGCGCUCUUAUCCUAUAGGCGGCUUAUGUUACUACCUAUCACCGCCGGAGAAUGUUGGUCACAUUCUCACAGAUCCCAUCCACGCGCUCCUCUACAUCGUCUUCAUGCUGGGCUCGUGCGCUUUCUUCUCCAAGACAUGGAUCGACGUCUCUGGCAGCUCAGCCAAGGACGUGGCGAAGCAGCUGAAGGAGCAGCAGAUGGUGAUGCGAGGACACCGAGACCACUCGAUGAUCCACGAGCUGAAUCGCUACAUCCCCACGGCGGCCGCCUUCGGUGGUCUGUGCAUUGGGGCGCUGUCUGUGCUGGCUGACUUCCUGGGCGCCAUUGGCUCGGGCACGGGAAUCCUCCUCGCCGUGACAAUCAUCUACCAGUACUUUGAGAUUUUCGUGAAGGAGCAGUCCGAGAUGGGUGGCAUGAGUACGCUCCUGUUCUAAGAGGCGAGGCGGUCCUCCGCAUGCGGGAUUGGAUAGUAAUACAAGGAAAACAAAAAGACUUGCUCCCGGGUGGCAAUUAAAUUGAAUAAGAGAAAUUACAAUGAAAAGGAUUUCACUCUCUUGCGAGCGGACAAACAGCGGAAUGGGCGCAGAUUGAUGUAGUUGGCAAAAGGAUAAAAAAAACAAACAAACAAACAGAAUGCUGGAGGAGUAAUUGUUAACUACAUUUCAUUUUUACUUACAACUCAUGCAGACAUUAAGCAUUAAUUUAAUGUUAACUUGAAGAAAGAUAUUCUCUUAUUUAAAUUCCGUGUAAAGAUCAAUACAAAAUAAGAUUUAUAUUUCACCUGAAA
This is a messenger RNA of Phlebotomus argentipes, 1904 nucleotides long. It is a transcript of the gene Sec61alpha, whose product is annotated as protein transport protein Sec61 subunit alpha. Bases 121 to 1551 code for a protein of 476 amino acids. Gene Ontology annotation, cellular component: Sec61 translocon complex; membrane. Gene Ontology annotation, biological process: SRP-dependent cotranslational protein targeting to membrane, translocation; post-translational protein targeting to membrane, translocation. Gene Ontology annotation, molecular function: ribosome binding; signal sequence receptor activity; transmembrane protein transporter activity. The transcript is spliced from 4 exons. The record is from RefSeq and is a predicted model, not a curated record. NCBI's taxonomy places the organism in Eukaryota, Metazoa, Arthropoda, Insecta, Diptera, Psychodidae.